This is a messenger RNA of Closterium sp. Naga37s-1, 432 nucleotides long. The record is from the annotation of a GenBank genome assembly. NCBI's taxonomy places the organism in Eukaryota, Viridiplantae, Streptophyta, Zygnematophyceae, Desmidiales, Closteriaceae.
CUGCUGUUGGUGCGCUGGCAGCUGCUUAUGGCGCGCUGGCAGCUCCUGUUAGCUGGCGCGCUAGGGGCUGUUGGUGGCGCACUAGGGGCUGUUGCUGGCGCGCUAGGGGCUGUUGGUGGCGCGCUAGGGGCUGUUGCUGGCGCGCUAGGGGCUGUUGGUGGCGCGCUAGGGGCUGUUGGUGGCGCGCUAGGGGCUGUUGCUGGCGCGCUAGGGGCUGUUGGUGGCGCGCUAGGGGCUGUUGCUGGCGCGCUAGGGGCUGUUGGUGGCGCGCUAGGGGCUGUUGGUGGCGCGCUAGGGGCUGUUGCUGGCGCGCUAGGGGCUGUUGGUGGCGCGCUAGGGGCUGUUGGUGGCGCGCUAGGGGCUGUUGCUGGCGCGCUAGGGUCUGUUGCUGGCGCGCUAGUGGCUGUUGCUGGCGCGCUAGGGGCUGCCUGA